Wallemia mellicola CBS 633.66 is the source of this 882-nucleotide messenger RNA. RefSeq names its product oxidoreductase. The transcript has 3 exons. NCBI's taxonomy places the organism in Eukaryota, Fungi, Basidiomycota, Wallemiomycetes, Wallemiales, Wallemiaceae. Bases 1 to 882 code for a protein of 293 amino acids. The record is from RefSeq and is a predicted model, not a curated record.
AUGUUGACCUCCCGGCCCGAAAAGAAGGUGGAGGCUUGCAGGUUUGAAAAUAAAAUAAUUGACACGAAAAUGUUGCUUGAUCGCUUUCCUCUUAUAAUGCAAUCAAUUCAAACUUCAAAAAUGAGUUCAUCAGUUUCUGGCAAGGUCUUCCUUAUAACUGGGAGUGCUUCAGGAAUUGGACUCGCAACUGCGAUCGCUCUGCUCUCCAAAGGAGCCUUUCUAGGUUUGUGUGAUACGAAUAAGGAUGGUUUGACCAGUUUUUUCCGUAAUCUCGAUGAGGAUGAAAGAAGCAGAGUAAUCACGCACGUAGUCGAUAUCUCCAAUCGUUCGAACAUUGCAUCAUUUCUCCAGUUGACCAAGGAGAAGUUCGGUAGGGUUGAUGGUAUUGCUAAUGUUGCAGGUACCCCGGGCCAUAAGUUAGGACAUCAAAAAAUCUGGGAGAUUGAUGAUAAGGAGUACAACUUCAUUAUGGAUGUUAAUGUUAGAGGUAUUUUCAACGUUCUCAGCGAAGGUCUCAAACCUGGAUUUUUACAAGAGCCAGGAAGUAUCGUACACAUAGGAAGUAUGUUCUCUGAGCGUGGAUUUUCAAAAGGCUCAGUUUUUAGUGCAAGUAAACAUGCCGGUGUUGGUAUGAUUAAAAGCAGUGCAAUCGAGGCUGGCAAACGGGGAAUCCGAGUCAACAUGGUAUUGCCUGGUCCUAUCGAUACCCCGAUGCUUCGAGCAAAUGAGGACAGUGGUGCUGAGGGUACUGCUCCAGCUGUACCACUAGAACGACUUGGAGAAGCACAGGAGGUUGCGAAUGUAGUUACUUUUCUCCUAGGUGAUGAAGCUGGAUAUGUGACGGGAGCCACUUGGGAUGUAGAUGGUGGAGCCAAUGCAUGA